Messenger RNA from Sclerotinia sclerotiorum 1980 UF-70, 276 nucleotides. RefSeq lists its product with no specific name. NCBI's taxonomy places the organism in Eukaryota, Fungi, Ascomycota, Leotiomycetes, Helotiales, Sclerotiniaceae. The record is from RefSeq and is a predicted model, not a curated record. The transcript is spliced from 5 exons. The coding region runs from base 1 to 276 and encodes 91 amino acids.
AUGGAAGUAGUUAUAUCUACGAAUUUUAAGUCGGUACCAAACAUCAUCUGCUUCACAGGCAACGGCUCUUGGCAAUAUGUCAUGACCGUUAUUGCUUACAAGGUCUGUCAACGCUUCGCACUGUGCCACUUCGACGUUGAUUCUGCCGACGAAGAUAGUACACCACGUCCGGAAUUAGCACCACGCAAGCGCAAAGCCUCUCCUCGAGAUAACAUCUCGAAUAUGUUUUAUACUGCCACUCACAUAAUCUCGGCAUUCCGAUCCCUCAUUCUAUAG